GGCCGACCGGCCGCGAUGUCCGGCGCGGAGGAGGCCGGCGGGGGCGGGCCGGCCGCGGGGCCUGCCGGCGCCGUGCCAGCUGGGGCCGGGGUCGGGGCUGGGGUCGGGGUCGGGGCCGGGCCAGGGGCGGCCGCGGGGCCGGCGGCGGCAGCGGCUCUGGGCGAGGCGGCGGGGCCCGGGCUCCCGGACGAGGCGGGCCUGGCAGGCGCCCGGCAGCUGCAGGAGGCGGCCGGCGACCCCGACGCGCCGCCCAAGAAGCGGCUGCGGGCGGCCGAGGCAGCCGAGGCGGCGGCGGCGGCGGCGGCGGCGGGCAGCGGGAAGCUGGAGGAGCGUCUCUACUCGGUGCUGUGCUGCACCGUCUGCCUGGACCUGCCUAAGGCCUCCGUGUACCAGUGUACUAACGGUCACUUGAUGUGCGCUGGCUGUUUUAUCCACCUACUAGCAGAUGCCCGGCUGAAGGAGGAGCAGGCCACGUGCCCUAACUGUCGUUGUGAGAUCAGUAAGAGCCUCUGCUGCCGCAACCUGGCUGUGGAGAAAGCCGUGAGCGAGCUGCCCUCCGAGUGUGGCUUCUGCCUGCGCCAGUUUCCCCGCUCCCUCCUGGAGAGGCACCAGAAAGAGGAGUGCCAGGACAGGGUGACCCAGUGCAAAUAUAAGCGCAUCGGCUGCCCGUGGCAUGGCCCCUUCCACGAGCUGACGGUGCAUGAGGCUGCGUGCGCCCACCCAACCAAGACGGGCAACGAGCUGAUGGAGAUCCUAGACGAGAUGGACCAGAGCCACCGCAAGGAGAUGCAGCUCUACAACAGCAUCUUCAGUCUGCUCAGCUUUGAGAAGAUCGGUUACACAGAGGUCCAGUUUCGGCCAUACCGCACAGAUGACUUCAUCACGCGCCUGUACUACGAGACGCCAAGGUUCACGGUGCUGAACCAGACGUGGGUCCUGAAGGCACGCGUGAACGACUCGGAGCGGAACCCCAACCUGUCAUGCAAGCGCACACUCUCCUUCCAGCUCCUCCUCAAGAGCAAGGUCACGGCGCCCCUGGAGUGCUCCUUCCUGCUGCUCAAGGGCCCGUACGAUGAUGUAAAGAUCAGCCCCGUCAUCUACCACUUUGUCUUCACCAACGAGAGCAACGAGACGGACUACGUGCCACUGCCCAUCGUCGACUCUGUGGAGUGCAACAAGCUGCUAGCCGCCAAGAACAUCAACCUGCGGCUCUUCCUGUUCCAGAUACAGAAGUAGGCGGCGCCGCGCUGCCCGCGCCUGCCCCGCAGCGGCCUCGCAGUGCCGUCUGACCGUUUUAGCAGAGGAGAAGGAACAGAUGCAAACAUUGGGAAGGUCUGCAUGCGUGUGCGAAGGUGUGAGUGCUCUCACCUCGCCCUCCGCCCCGCCUCCCCUGUCCCAGGCACCGGAGGCCGGGCCACCUGCAGAGGAGACGGUGGCUCAGGGACACAAUGGGGCUAAGCCCGUGGCCAUGCCCUGGCCCCCAUGGCGCAGUGAGGCGCACCGUCUGCUCUGGGCUGCGCCCGGCCCCUGGGCCGGGCUCAGGGAGCACGCUGACUUCAGACGGCAUAUUUGAUUGCAAUUAAAAAGGCACCCUUGUUUCCUA
Prionailurus viverrinus (fishing cat) is the source of this 1603-nucleotide messenger RNA. Its product is annotated as cysteine and histidine-rich protein 1. Gene Ontology annotation, molecular function: zinc ion binding. NCBI's taxonomy places the organism in Eukaryota, Metazoa, Chordata, Mammalia, Carnivora, Felidae. The record is from RefSeq and is a predicted model, not a curated record. The transcript has 4 exons. Gene Ontology annotation, cellular component: nucleus. Bases 16 to 1236 code for a protein of 406 amino acids.